Planococcus citri (citrus mealybug) is the source of this 1879-nucleotide messenger RNA. Its product is annotated as G-protein coupled receptor dmsr-1-like. NCBI's taxonomy places the organism in Eukaryota, Metazoa, Arthropoda, Insecta, Hemiptera, Pseudococcidae. The transcript is spliced from 2 exons. Gene Ontology annotation, molecular function: G protein-coupled peptide receptor activity. Gene Ontology annotation, biological process: G protein-coupled receptor signaling pathway. Gene Ontology annotation, cellular component: plasma membrane. The record is from RefSeq and is a predicted model, not a curated record. Bases 437 to 1480 code for a protein of 347 amino acids.
UCGUAUGUAUAAUUGAAGGCAAUAGCGAUUAGAUUACAUACCGACGCGAUGCAAGCCACUAUCGAGUGAAUAAUCGCGAUGAAAAACGCUUCGACGGAAACCAGUUCCUGUUGAUAAGUAAAAUAUUCGAUUAUCCAAAAAACUACCGAGUUUAAAACGAGAUUAAAAUUAUCAGUCGCCAGUCUCGAAAAAAUUUUUGUUGCAUUAAGUGCGUUGAACGAGAGACUUAAAUGUAAUUUUGAAGCCAAAUCCUGUGUGCUGUGAUCACUUCCUUAUUGUUUCUCCUAAUCUGUAUGCAUUAGUCAAAUUUUAAGAAGUGUUACCGAUGUAGUUAUUUGAAAAGUUGAAAAUGCGCGAGUGUUGAAGUGAAAUCAUGCAACUUAAACGUCACUAGCUAGAAGACUAUGAGUAUUUUUUCAAUAUGCGUUAAAUCGAGAUGUCAAUUCAAGAACAAGAACAGUCAUGCACAGACUUCCACUUACCUUCGAAGAUCGUCGAAUGUUAUUUAAUCAACGUCAAGGGCUACUUAGAUAUACCAAUAUGCAUAAUUGGUUCGAUUCUCAAUCUCCUCAAUAUAAUCGUAUUUACACGGAAAAAUAUGAUUUCACCUGUGAACAAGAUAUUCACUCAUUUAGCCUGGGUAGAUUUACUGAUGUUAUUACUUUUUAUUCCAUAUACGUGGUUGGACUGUUUUGAAGAAUACACUGAUGGCGGAUGGACUUAUCAACAGGCUUUCUGGUCCUUAUGUUCGGAUACUGUUACGGUUACUCUUUACUACAUGUCAGUAUUCCUUACAGUGAUGUUGUCCGUAUGGAGACACAUAGCUAUAGUGCACCCACUGAAGGAACGGCAAUGGUGCAGCAUGAAAAUGACCAGAAAUGUGGUCAUAGCCGGUUACUUGACGUCUUUUUUGCUUAGCAUACCAAUGUAUUUUUCGGUUGGUGUCAAACAUGUUGGUGAUAAUCAGACGCAAAUUUACUUACCACACGCCGGAGAAGACUCUAACCUGUUUGUUAUUUCAUUAAUAAUCAAUUCGGUGUUGUAUCAGUUACUGCCAGCGGUAGCGCUACCAAUAUUUAGUUACAAACUAAUUCUUGUUUUGCGCACAAAAAAAGAACACCAGCAAUACCACAGUCCGUCUGCAGCCAUCAACAAUAUGAGGAACACAAGAACCCCCGAAAUGAAAAACAAAAGUGAUCGAUCAAUAGUCCUAUUGUUAACAGUGGUGGCAUUACAUGUAAUUUCCAAACUUCCAUCAGGAAUAGUCGAGUUACUUUAUCUCACUUACGGCAGGGCCAAUAAAAUCAGUUUGGAAUGUUACUCCAACGUGAGUGCAGCAUUCGAUACAUUGGCAUGCUUCACUUUAUCUAUCACAUUUAUGAUAUAUUACACUAUGGGUAAUAAUUUUAGAAUUACGUUCAACUCUUUGUUCAUUAGAAAAAAAUGCGAGGAAAUUUAUACAGACCCAGAAAGUGGGUAAGUUUAGCAAAGACUUGGAAAAACUUAUCAAUUAAGUAGGCUACAUACUAAAUUUUUUUUGGGGGGGGGGGGGCGGGGGUGUUUUUAAUUACAAGAUUAUUACACCCGUAAUAUGUUUCUUAUUUUUUUUGCUAUACCUACUUACAAAGUUUUGUUGAAAUUUUGUCAUUUUGUUGUCAUAUUUUUGUUAUUUGUUAAAUUUUUUUGUUAAUUUAAAUUUAUGUUGUUGGAUUGUAGAAGUUGAAGUCCAAGACGCCGGACGUGUCAUUAAACAAACUUUUGAUGGUGGUGAUGAAAAAAAAAUAGAUCAAAUUGCCUUCUCGAGUCUCUCUCAUAUGUAUAACUCCAAAUAAAUUUCACCAAAAAGAAAAAAAAAACGAGUUUUAGAUAUUUAAAGACA